AUGGCUGAUACACGAAAAUUCAGUAAAGAUGAGGAUGAAAAUCAAGUUCAGGAUUCAAUAGAGAUUGUGACAGUGACAGAACCUUCCCCAGAUACUGCGGUUGGAGAGACAUCAGGCGGCUCUGAUGAAUCGGAUCCAGAGCCAUCAACGGCUCGCCUUGUGCUGGUUCUAUUUGGUCUCUGGGUGAGCCACUUCUACUCCACCAUGCUUGCCACUAUUAUAGAAGACAUUUGCGAUGACUUCGAUGCAUUCUCUUCGUAUUCCUGGAUUGCUACCACCUAUCCUAUUGGACUCUCCAUCUCGCAGCCAUUUAGUGGACAGCUAACAAACCUCCUGGGCCGGCGAUAUGCCCUUGUACUUUGUCUCUCAGUAUUGGCUGUGGGACAGCUGCUGUGCGGACUGGCACCCACGUUGUCGGUCUUUUUGCUAGGCCGAAUCGUACAGGGUCUUGGCGCAGGCUGCAUCGGCACCAUCACAGCUUUUGUCGAAACCGACCUGGUGUCCAUGAGGAAGCGAGCGCUGAUUGAAGGCAUUGGCAAUAUCACCUACGGUGUUACCUUGGCUCUGGGUGGCGUGUAUGGGGGCGGCGUCUCCAACGCCAUUGGAUGGAAGUGGGCCUUUCGGAUUCAAGUGCCAUUUAUAGUGCUUGACAUUGCAAUGGUCGCUUUCUACCUCAACAUCCCUCAGGGUAAGAGCCGUCCGAUCAGGCGCCCAGUCGAUUAUGUCGGUAUGGUUGCACUUCUUGUUAUCAUCAUCCUCUUCCAAUUCGGCAUGAACGCCGCCGGUUCGGUGUUUUCGUGGGAUAGCGCGGCCGUGCUGUCGACCCUGAUUCUUGCCGGAGUGGGGUUUCUUGGGUUUAUUCUAUGGGAACUCUACAAAGCCGAAAACCCUCACAUUCCCAUCCGAGCCUUGAUGCAACGCACCGUGGCUGCCUCGCAACUGAGCUCGUUCUUCUCCAACUUCGGCAACACCAGCAUCAUGUACUACGUGCCCGUAUAUUUGGAGGUCCUUGGCCAUUCCCCCGGCCAAAGUGGCCUGCGAUUCGUCCCGCUGGCACUCUGCUUUGCGCUCGGCUCCUUCGCCGCCGGAUUCUUCGUCAAGGCUACAGCAAAGUACUACUACAUCAAUUUCCCAGUUCAGGUUUGCUCUGUGCUCGGCGCAGUCAUGCUCUGCACCAUGACUCAGUCCACUCCCUCCUGGGCUCCCUUCGUCUAUCUUGGCAUCUACGGCGCUGGGUCCGGUGGCGCCUACGUGACCAGACUCAUGGGUCUUCUUACCUCCACCGAUAAGCAGCACCUGGCUGUGGUUCAAUCAUGUUCCUUCACCGUUCGUAACACUGGCACUACCAUCGGCCAGACCAUCUCGGCCACCAUCUUUCAAAACUUAUCGGUCAAGGCUAUCAGUUCACUAUUUCGCAAUCAACCCGGUUUGGCCGACCGGAUCUCGCAUAACUAUAGCAAUUUAGACCUGUUAAGUGGCAUAGAGAAAGAGACCGCUAUCCGCAUAUACCUCCGAGCAGCGCGUGGCGUAUUCUUUCUCGCCAUGGCGGUUCUGGCUGCCGCUGCGGUAUCUACCUUCGUUAUGCAAAAUAAUGAGCUAGUCGAUAGUCCCAAGGAGAAGGAGGAGACGAAGGAAGAGAAGGAGAAGGAAAAGAAGGCGGCGUCAUAG
Molecule: messenger RNA, 1668 nt
Organism: Aspergillus niger
Lineage: Eukaryota; Fungi; Ascomycota; Eurotiomycetes; Eurotiales; Aspergillaceae
Exons: 2
Coding region: 1-1668 (555 amino acids)
Biological process (GO): basic amino acid transport; transmembrane transport
Cellular component (GO): fungal-type vacuole membrane
Molecular function (GO): basic amino acid transmembrane transporter activity
Source: RefSeq, a predicted model, not a curated record